Molecule: messenger RNA, 792 nt
Organism: Penicillium macrosclerotiorum
Lineage: Eukaryota; Fungi; Ascomycota; Eurotiomycetes; Eurotiales; Aspergillaceae
Exons: 1
Coding region: 1-792 (263 amino acids)
Source: RefSeq, a predicted model, not a curated record
AUGUUGCUCCCUUCUGCCAUCACAUGCGACGUGCGCCGGUCGUCUCGCUUUACUCCCAAUCGCCUGUUCUCAACACCUCCCCCAGACCGAGGAUAUCCUGCUGGUAAUGGCUUACUGGGGACCUGCCGUGCGCUACAGUCGCUUCUGAAUGGAUCCCCGGCGCCCUCUGCGCGGCGCUCUGCCAAACCCCAAAGGCUGCAAAGUCCUCUUCCCAUCAAUCCUCCGCGCCGGUCACCACGGACGCGCAAAGUCGUUCGGCCGGCGUCGCCGCGUCCAACUCCUCCCCCUACUGAUAUCGCAUCUACUCCCCCUCCACCUCCAUCGGCACCUGCGCGCGGCGCAAACAAGCGCCGUCGCGCCGAGUGGGAUAACGACGACAACGAUAACGACCUCGGUUACCCCAUCUCUACACCCAAACGCCAGCGACACGUUCCUUACGACCUGCCGCUUGGCCUCUCCUCCACUGAUUUCUACUCUUUGCAUUCGCCACCGAUCACACAAUCCCCUCCUUCUCCCGCACAGCGCCUACGCGCACAAGAAUCCGUCGCGCGCGUAGAUCCGGAUACCGUUCUUCCCUCAAUCGAAGAACCGGACGAGUCGGCCGCUCCGUCACAAUGGACAGACGUGGAAGAUCAGCGCCUCGUUGAGGUUGUGCUCGAGAAGUUCCGUCUUUCCCAGCAUGAAUGGGACGAGUGCGCGCGUCAGAUGGGUCAUCGCAAUCGCGCCGACCUGGACCGGCGAUGGCACUCCCUCGUCGCGCAGGGGCGGGUUGGCAUGCGACGCCAGCUCUGA